UCAGAUAGUAGUUUUUGAUGAAUGAUAACCACUUGUUAUCUUGUUAAAUUUAAGAAAACAAAUCAGUAAAUUAUUAUUUUAACCAAUAACGAAUACUUACGCACAUGUUUAAUAAAUUUAAACUGUAUUGUACGCAUUGUAUAACAGUUUGGUAGGACUUCUCGAGUUUUAUUUGUUUUGAAGCUUUAAAGUAGUUUUGAAACAGUCAUUUUUAACAUGACAGAUAACAACAGGAAAUUGAGUGAUCAACAAAAACUAGAAUUAAUUAAAGAGGCGGUGAAAAGUUAUCCGGAUUUUCCUGUUCCUGGAGUAAAUUUCAAAGAUCUCUUCAGUGUCCUGCAAAACCCACCAAUUUUUGCCAUACUUAACGAAAUCCUAGUAAAAACAGCAAAACAAAUUCAGCCUGCAGUAGAAUGUGUGGUAGGCCUGGAAUCUAGAGGAUUCCUCUUAGCACCCCUGAUUGCGCUGGAAUUACAAAUACCUUUCGUGCCAAUAAGAAAAAAAGGAAAACUACCUGGCAAAGUGAAAAGUCACAAAUAUGCUUUGGAAUACGGACAGGACAUUGUUGAGAUACAAGAAGGUGCCAUCAAACCAAAUGAAAAAGUUUUGAUAGUAGACGAUUUGUUAGCAACAGGGGGCACCCUUAAUGCAGCCUGCCAAUUGAUAUCUCAAGUAGGAGGCAAUGUUGCCAGUUGUUUAAUUGUAAUUGAAUUGCUGGAUUUAAAAGGACGAGACAAAGUUUCGUCACCCAUUUCAAGUUUAAUCCAAUAUUAAUUGUUUUGAAUAAAC
Messenger RNA from Ceutorhynchus assimilis (cabbage seed weevil), 789 nucleotides. The record is from the annotation of a GenBank genome assembly. Lineage: Eukaryota; Metazoa; Arthropoda; Insecta; Coleoptera; Curculionidae.